AUGGAUCGUCUCGGUGAAGAGAGAGCCCUCGCCUUGAACCACGGCUGGAAGCACACCUACGAGCCUCACAGCUGCCACCACUGCGACUGGAUUGUCCUGGAUGAAGCUGAGCUCAAAGCAGGUGAGGGCCUCAGGGGACACCAGCUCUCCAGCCUCAGCAAUGUCUACCUUGCCGACAGCAUCUCCGAUGCGUUACUAGCGCGAGAUGAAGGGUGCCCGUUGUUUGGAUAUCUUCUUGGUGAGUUGCUGGACUCAGGUUUCUCGCCCGACAUAUUGGACCUUGAUGGCUCCAAGAUAGUAUACGGAUCGCUCACCGACAGAGGGCUUAAGUUGUCCCACAAGCUGGCUGACAAUGGUGGUUUUCCCCUGGCCAACAUCUUGAAGGUGAUCCUCCCCUCGGGAAAACCAAGUGAAUCACUGGAUUGCGACCCAGGCUCUCCGGAAGCUUUCCAGCUCUCACGCGACUGGAUCUCAACGUGCCUCUCUUCCCACCCGCACUGCCGCUUACCACCAUCAUCCUCCGACUCAGACGCAUUCACACCCACUCGGCUCCUCCAAGUCAGCGAACACGGCGUAAGACUCGUGGAGUCUUCUAGCGUGGGUGACGAAGCCCGAACAUGGUGUGCGCUAAGCUACGUCUGGGGCGGCGACCAGCCCGUCAAGACAACCCAGGCAACCCUAGCAGCUCACUACAACGGUAUCCCCUUCGACGAGCUUCCCCGAACCAUCCAAGACGCCGUGCGUGUGUGUCGUGGUCUGGCCAUCCCCUACCUGUGGAUCGACGCCCUCUGCAUCAUCCAGGGCGACGAACAGGACCUCAGGAGGGAACUCGGCAAGAUGCCCGAGAUCUACCAGCACGCUACCGUAACUAUCAGCGCAGCGUGGUCGACAAAGGCUGAUGACGGGUUCCUUUACCGUCGCGGACACUGGUAUCAUGAUUGCCCGCCGAUUAAGCUGCAGGUUCAUGUUGUUCGGCAGGGGUCUGACUCUGGAGAGGAGAAGGAGGGGGAGGAGGAGGAGGAGGGCAAGCGUGUGGAGGUGGCUUACGCCUACGAGACCCGGGUCUGGGAAAGCGACCCUAUCGAGUCGAGAGCGUGGACGUACCAGGAGUACGCCCUCUCCCAGCGAGUGUUACUCUACCGCAGCACGUUGCUGGAGUGGAGCUGCAGGACGAUUUCCGAUUCCUAUGGCAUGCUUGAGCCGUCCACUCUCACGAGUAAAGCUGAUCAGCAGUCGAAUCACAAUUCCAAUCCUGUCUUCGUGCUCUCCUCGUUCCAGUCAUGGUCCGACAUCGUCAUGGAAUACUCCUCCCGCUACCUCUCCUUCGGCUCCGACAAGCUGCGCGCCCUGUCCGCCAUCGCCCAAGUUUACCAUCGAGAAACGGGGAAGAAAUACCUGGCCGGAUUGUGGAAGGAGGACCUCCCGCUGGCGCUUUGCUGGUUUGCGGUGCCGCAGACGAGCAGUAGUACAAGUACAAAUGAAAACGACAACCUCGGCUCUGAAUCUCCCCCUAGAAUCGUCCAAAAGCGGCCAGCAGACUAUCGAGCCCCCUCCUGGUCUUGGGCGUCCAUCGACGACGCCGCGUUUAUGUACCCCGCCGCCGAUGAGAAGAACAGUCAGGUUCUCCGACCAGCGCCCAGCGUCAAGAUUUGGAAAGAGCCUGUGGUUACCCCGGCUUAUGCUGGCGGGGAGUUUGACUCUGUUGCUUCUGGGUAUCUUGACAUUGAAGGGGCAAUGAGAGAAGUAACUGCUUUUUCAUCGGCAGCGCGGCUUUGGUGGAGCAGCCCAUCAUCGCUAGGCUCUGUUUCCGGAUCGGGUGAGAUAAAGGUCCCGAUGGGAGGGCAAGGACAUGAAGUGGUGGUGACACUUGAUGCUGCUCCCGAAAAAGAAGAAGAGGGAGUCGAGAAAUAUGGGAGUGAUAAGACCGGCAUGUGGCUUCUUUUGUUGGCGGAACAAGUGGAAGAAGAAGAAGAAGAGGAGGAGGAGGAGGAGGAGGAUGAUGACGAGAGACAGCAUGAAGCCAACAAUGACACUACCACCUCGCCAGCGUAUGUUGGGCUUGUUCUGAAGGAAUUGGUCCAAGGACGGCCGGACACGCUUCGGCGCAUAGGCUUUUUCCAUUGCUGUGAUGUUUCAGAAAUGGGGCAUGCAGGUGAUGGGUGUCGGGAACUAUUGGAAGAGUUUGAGAUUAGAAGGGUAACUGUUGUUUGA
Molecule: messenger RNA, 2211 nt
Organism: Neurospora tetraspora
Lineage: Eukaryota; Fungi; Ascomycota; Sordariomycetes; Sordariales; Sordariaceae
Product: heterokaryon incompatibility protein-domain-containing protein
Exons: 2
Coding region: 1-2211 (736 amino acids)
Source: RefSeq, a predicted model, not a curated record